AUGGCAACCUUCAAGGAACAGGAAUUUCGUGGCUUGGUCCCCCUCAAGGAUCACGAUCCUGAACUUUUUGAUUUGAUUGAGCAGGAAAAGUCGCGUCAGUGGCGUUCAUUGGAGCUGAUUGCCUCGGAGAAUUUCACUUCCAGGGCUGUCAUUGAGUGCUUGGGAUCUGCCUUGACCAACAAGUACGCUGAAGGUCUCCCCCAUGCUCGUUACUAUGGAGGUAAUGAAGUUGUCGAUCAAAUCGAGGAGCUCUGCCAAAAGCGUGCCCUCCAGGCGUACGGAUUGGACCCCGAAAAGUGGGGAGUUAAUGUCCAACCUUACUCUGGUUCCCCUGCCAACUUUGCCGUUUACACGGGUCUUUUGAAGCCUCAUGAUCGAAUCAUGGGAUUGGAUCUCCCCAGUGGUGGACACUUGACCCAUGGAUUCUACACAUACUCCAAAAAAGAAAACACUCGUAAGGCUGUUUCCGCCACCUCGGUCUACUUUGAAUCGUUGCCCUACCGUGUGCACCCCGAGACGGGAUACAUUGAUUAUGAUCAGUUGGAGAGGGAUGCCUCCCUGUUCAAGCCGGCCAUGAUUGUUGCUGGGUUCUCGGCUUAUCCCCGUGACCUUGACUAUGAAAGGUUCCGUCAGAUUUGUGACGCCAACGGCGCCCUCCUCAUGAUGGAUAUGGCUCACAUCAGCGGUUUGAUUGCUGCUGGAGAACUCAAAUCCCCUUUUGAUCUCUGCGAUGUUGUGACCACUACAACCCACAAGUCCCUUCGUGGACCUCGUGCCGGUAUGAUUUUCUUCCGCAAAGAUGAACGUGGAUUUGAAGGAAAGAUCAACCAGGCUGUCUUUCCCGCCUUGCAGGGUGGUCCCCAUGAACAUCAAAUUGCUGGAGUUGCUACCCAGUUGAAGGAGGUCCUCACCCCCGAAUUCAAAGUCUACGCCCAACAGGUCAAAAAGAAUGCCCAGGCUCUGGCCAACAAACUGACAUCUUUGGGAUACUCCAUGGCUUCGGGCGGUACCGAAAAUCACUUGGUUCUGUGGGAUCUCAAGCCUCAGGGACUCACGGGAAGCAAGUUUGAAAAGAUUUGCGACGCAGCCUGCAUUACUCUCAACAAAAACUGCGUCCCUGGAGACAGGUCCGCUGUUACACCCGGAGGUGUCCGCAUUGGAGCACCCGCCUUGACAACCCGCAAGAUGGUGGAGGCCGAUUUUGAACAAAUCGCCAUGUUCCUUGACGAAUGCGCCAAGAUUGCUCUCAAGCUUCAGGAGAAGAGUGGACCCAAGUUGAAGGACUUUGUGGCACUUUUGGAUGGAAAUGAAGAAGUUGCUGCCUUGAAAAAGAAGGUCAAUGACUUUGCUACAUCCUUCCCCAUGCCUGGAUUCGACCCCAAGGAAAUGAAGUACCAGGAUCCAUCUGGCCCCCCUUCCAGUGCAUAA
This is a messenger RNA of Seminavis robusta, 1428 nucleotides long. The record is from the annotation of a GenBank genome assembly. NCBI's taxonomy places the organism in Eukaryota, Bacillariophyta, Bacillariophyceae, Naviculales, Naviculaceae.